AUACAAAUUAAUUUUAUUUUAUUCCAUGUAGCAUUUUUUGUAGCUGUCCAGGUUCUUUUUACAUUGGGAUUAGUGUGCCUUAUAUUGGCUUGUUUAGUGCUGAUGGUGUUCACUAUGUGCCUCAUCUCUGACAAAGAUGUAUUGAUUUUGAAACUUUUGGCUUCCCUUGUCUUCAUAUCAGGGAUAUUUAGUACAAUUGCAGUGAUAACCUUUGGAGCUCUGGGCGAUGAAAGAAACUGGAUGCCAGAUCCUGAUCAUAAUUAUUUGUCCUGGUCAUUUGGAUUAGCAGUAAUUGGAGCUUUGCUAGAGCUUGGUUCAGGUUCAUUGUUUGUUGUAGAAUCUCGUCUUGCACAACGUCGUAUUCAGGAUAAAAAUCAACAAGUUUUUACAUUAAAUCAAGUGUCUAAAGCAUAAACACAUUUUAACAUCUCUGUAUAUUAUGUCUUUUAAACUCUCAUAUGUAUAUUUUUCUGUUAUUCAAGUUGUUCGUGUUGUAAAUGUUUUUACACAAUCUGUAUAACAAGGUGAUCAUUUCUGUUCAGAAUACUAUGGCAAUCUUUAUUAGCUGAUGAUUAGCU
Messenger RNA from Stegodyphus dumicola, 578 nucleotides. RefSeq lists its product as uncharacterized. Gene Ontology annotation, cellular component: membrane; septate junction. Lineage: Eukaryota; Metazoa; Arthropoda; Arachnida; Araneae; Eresidae. The record is from RefSeq and is a predicted model, not a curated record. Gene Ontology annotation, biological process: regulation of tube size, open tracheal system; septate junction assembly.